UUCACAAAUGUAACCAGAAAAAUACUCUUGAUCACACGUGUGUUAUACCUCACGCCACAAAGAUGGUUUUAUUAAACACAACUAAUUCUAUAGUCUUGCACUACAAUGCAAUACCCCUACGUAUUUCUGUUGUGACUUCUACCGCGUUACUUGAUUGACGGUUCCAUAUUUUCAGUAGGUUUUUUUUUCUGUUGCUGGAGAAAGGAGAAAAAACGGGGAUAAUUUUGUGAGGGAGAGUGCGCGGUGGAAAAUAUCGACGGGGCAGAGAAGUGAAAGGCAGGGAAAUAAUACUUUGAAGCAAAGGAGGAAAAACAAGUGGAAGACAAAACUACAGCUCCGACCUUCUGGAGUAGAAGUUGUGUUAUUACCACGUUGUAAUUUUGCAUUUGUAUCUCCAUCACAUUUUUGUUGCUUCCAAGGACACGGUGGGGUAUCGCCAUGACGACUGAGAUGCAGGAGAUCGCCAUCACGGAGGAGAAGCCUCUGCUGACGGGUCAGGGGCAGGCCGACCCUGCCAAGGACGCAGCAGAAAUUGCUGCAAGGAUAUUGCUGGACCAAGGGCAGGAGCACAGCAUUGAGACGCCCCAUGGGGUUCUGCACGCCACUCUCCACGGCACAGGAAACACACGCAGGCCAGCCAUCCUCACCUUCCACGACGUCGGACUGGAGAGCAAGAGCUGCUUCUCCACCCUCUUCAAGUUUGAGGAGAUGCAGGAGAUUGUGAAGAACUUCACCGUGGUCCACCUGGAUGCUCCAGGGCAGGAGGAGGGGGCGGCCGUCUACCCCAACGGGUACCAGUACCCUCCCAUGGAGCUACUAGCUGAGAUGAUUCCCGCUGUGCUGCAGUACUUCAACUUUCGUACUGUAAUUGGUGUGGGAGUGGGAGCAGGAGCGUACGUCCUCUCCAAAUUCACAUUGAGCAAUCCUGAGUUAGUGGAGGGCUUGGUGCUGGUCAACAUCGAUGCCAACUCCCGAGGCUGGAUGGACUGGGCAGCACAGAAGCUCACCACACUGACGUCUUCCGUCACCGAACAGAUCCUGAGUCACCUCUUCAGUCAGGAGGAAAUGUCCGCCAACACAGAGCUGCUGCAGUCUCACAGAGAGCGGAUGAAUAAAGCGCCAAACCUGGCCAACAUUGACCUGUUCUGGAAGAGCUACAACAGUCGCAGAGAUCUGAACAUCGAUCGCAACAGCACAUUCAAAUGUCCCGUCAUGCUUGUGGUAGGGGACCAGGCCCCAUAUGAAGAUGCUGCCGUGGAGUGCAACAGCAAAAUGGACCCAACAACGACCUCUUUCCUGAAGAUGGCAGAUGCAGGUGGCAUGCCACAGCUUACUCAGCCUGCAAAGUUGACUGAGGCAUUCAAGUACUUCAUCCAGGGAAUGGGCUACAUGGCAUCGUCCUGCAUGACGCGCCUGUCACGGUCUCGCACCACCUCCCUGUCUUCCUCCUACUCCAUGGAGGGCUCGCGCUCGCGCUCACGCACCCUCUCCCAGGGCUCCCAGGGCGGGCAGCUGCCACCCAGCCCCUCCCACACCAUGGAGGUGUCCUGUUGAAGAGAAAGAGAGAGAGAGAGAGAGAGAGAGAGAGAGAGAGAGAGAGAGAGAGAGAGAGAGAGAAAGAGAGAGAGAGCAUGACGAGAGAGGGGAAAGAACGAUAGAUGGAGAGAGAGAUUGAAAAAGAGGAGUGGAGACGGACGAAUGGAGGGAGAAACGAAUGGCGAGAAAGGGAAACAGAUACAAACUAGAGGUUGGACAAGGUUGACGGAAUGACAAAAAAAAGACGGAUGACAAAAUCCACCAUUGGCAUUCUCCAUUAGUACAGCCAUGCAGAAAAAGAUGGUGAUGAAGACGGAACAGCUUGGUUCAAUGGAGAGAGAGAGAGAGAGAGAGAGAGAGAGAGAGAGAGAGAGAGAGAGAAAGAGAGAGAGAGAGGUGAGUGGAGGGUCUUUCUCUGGUGUCUCUGGUUGAAACAGAAGCAGAAUCAAUAAGAAGACAAUAAGGCGAUAAAGCAAUCACGAUGAUGGAAUGAUGAGGAAGGAGAAGAACAAAUUGAAUAAACAAAAUGAAUUUCUCCUUUUCCGCUGCCUCAUCACCACAUCCUGUGCCAGCAAGGUUAGAGAAGUAAAGAACCAAGGAAAGAGGGUGCGAGACGAAGGGGAGGAGUGAAUUCAUGAGAUGCAUAGCUGAAAGGAGAAAGACCAAUAGGGAAAGAUGAAGGAGUGAAAGAGAAAGUUUCUAAUCUCCCUCCUCCUCUCUCAUUUCUUCCUCUCCCUUUCUCUUCCUUCGCUCUGUGUGCUGGUGACUGGUGGUAGAACCCUUUAAACGUGUGGAGAGUGACUGGAUUAUGUAGAGUGAAUUAUGUGUAGUGCUAAUCUACAAGUAGUGCAGAGUAAUAAUCAGAAUAAUAAAUAUUAAUAAUAAAUAUGAGGAUAUUAAUGAUAUUAAUAAUGUUGACGAUAAUAACGUAAUUGUAAAUCACGAAAAAAAUAACCGCAAUGCUCCUAAUUACGUGUUUAAACUUUUUACAGCAUCUGAAAUGGCUAGAAAAUGAGAAAAAAAAAAAUAGAGCAUAGAUAUACAUAUAGUGUGUCUUCUUUUUUCAUUUUCUGUCUUAUAUGUGUGAUAUUUUUCUGGCUUCCUUUUUUUCUAAUUUUGUCCUCAUGCUUUCUUAUUCUGUUUGUUUUUCUGACGUGGGGGCAGAGGAGAACAGCCAAUCAACCAAAGCCGAGUUGUCAUGUGACCCAGAUCACAUGGCACCAUUGGUGUUUUGGAAUUGGAGCAUCUUUUCUUCCUACUUCUCCUUUCACGUUGUCAAUGGCAACAAUUUGUCUUCCAUUUGCCCCAUUUGAAAAUUACUGUAAUUCUGGGUUUCCCUGUUUGAGGUUCAUGUGGGGACAAAGCAUUUGAGGGAGGGAUUUUUGUUUGGCCUGGUUUGAAUCGCAUGCUUGCUUCUGAAUGAGGAUAAAACUUUCUUUUUAAUGUGUUAUUUGAUUUUUAUUGUCGUUGGGUUAUAUGUUUUCUAACUGAUUGACUUUGUGUGUCCAGGGGAUGUUGUGGAGUCUCAAAAUGAAUAGGAAUUGGACUCAAGAAGGGAACCUAGAAAAAGUCAAAUGUCCUUGGGUUGUGCUCCACUUUGUGUGGAUGCACAAGGCCAGUUGCACAGACAUCAGUGCUUCCGCCACUGCUGCUGCCGCUAUUAAUGCUGCAAUCCCCAUUCUUACCAGUAGGGGUCACUGUGUGAGCUACUCAAUCCCUACUACCAAGCAGUCCUAAUUGUGCAGUCCAGUGCAGUUUAGUUUGCAGCAAAAACCAACCCCCUACCUCUCCUGGCAAACCAAGCUAGCCUGCUCAUGUUUGUUUGUUGAAGAGUGCUGACAUGUUGUCUUUGGGGGAUCUGGUUCGUUUUCA
This is a messenger RNA of Engraulis encrasicolus (European anchovy), 3408 nucleotides long. It is a transcript of the gene ndrg2, whose product is annotated as NDRG family member 2. Gene Ontology annotation, biological process: signal transduction. The transcript has 16 exons. The record is from RefSeq and is a predicted model, not a curated record. The coding region runs from base 439 to 1554 and encodes 371 amino acids. NCBI's taxonomy places the organism in Eukaryota, Metazoa, Chordata, Actinopteri, Clupeiformes, Engraulidae. Gene Ontology annotation, cellular component: cytoplasm.